This is a messenger RNA of Arachis stenosperma, 1271 nucleotides long. RefSeq names its product GDSL esterase/lipase At5g14450-like. Lineage: Eukaryota; Viridiplantae; Streptophyta; Magnoliopsida; Fabales; Fabaceae. Bases 1 to 1236 code for a protein of 411 amino acids. The record is from RefSeq and is a predicted model, not a curated record. The transcript is spliced from 5 exons. Gene Ontology annotation, molecular function: hydrolase activity, acting on ester bonds.
AUGGGCCCUCUAAGAACUGAGUUUGGAUUUGUUGUGUUACUAAUACUCCCGUGGUUUCUUAGUGUAGUAGCAGAUGAACCAAAACCCGCAACCCCAGGUUGUGAUUUUCCAGCUAUAUUCAACUUCGGCGAUUCCAAUUCAGACACUGGUUGCAUGUCGUCUGCAUUUUACCCUGCUAUUUUGCCUUAUGGUCAGACUUUCUUCCAUGAUGCUGCUGGCAGAGCUUCUGAUGGACGCCUUAUUAUAGAUUUCAUUGCCGAGAAGCUUGGUUUCCCGUACUUGAGUGCAUACAUAGAUUCAAUUGGAACAAGUUAUAGGCAUGGCGCAAACUUUGCUGCAGGAUCAUCAACCAUUAGGCGACAAAACAGGACCUACUUUGAUGGCGGUUCUCCUUUCACACUCGAAAUCCAAACUGCCCAGUUUGUCCAGUUUAAGGCUCGCACUGCCAAGUUCUUCAACCAAGGGAAGGAAAAUCCUUACACGGUUAACUUUCCGAGGCCAGAGGAGUUCGCCAAAGCCAUCUACACAUUUGAUAUUGGGCAAAAUGAUAUCGCUCUUGGCAUGGGCCACCAAGAUUCCCAAGCACUCAUCUCUGACAUGCUUGAAAAUUUUUUAAAGCAAAUUAAGAUAUUAUAUGAACAAGGAGCAAGGGCAUUUUGGAUACAUAACACGGGUCCAAUUGGUUGCUUGCCAUUGAGCAUGCCUAAGCACAAUGCAAAUAAUAAUACUGCAGUUCAAACUUUUAAUAGUUUUUGGCAUAUAAAAGAAAAUACAGUAGAAAACCAAAAAGAAAACGACGUUGCCGUUUCUGGUUCACUUGAUGAAAACGGGUGUGUCAUAUAUGCAAACGACAUAGCUAAAGAUUUCAAUAGUAAGCUCAAGAAUGGAGUCCUCAAAUUGAGGGCACAGUAUCCAGAUGCCUCUUUCACAUACGUGGACAUGUUCUCUGCUAAGUAUGAGCUCAUCAGCAACUCCAAAAGAGAAGGAUUUGUUGAUCCUUCAGAAAUUUGUUGUGGUUAUCAUGAGGAUGGGUACCAUGUAAAUUGUGGGAACAAAGCAAUGAUUAAAGGUAAAGAAAUUUAUGCUGGUUCUUGUAAAGAUCCGUCAAAGUACAUUAGCUGGGAUGGUGUGCACUACACUGAGGCAGCAAAUCGAUGGAUUGCUAAUCGCAUUUUAAAUGGUUCAUUGUCAGAUCCUCCACUUCCUAUAACACACUCUUGUAAAAGGACUCCAUAGUGCCAUUUGGUGUUGACACCAUUCCCAAAAAUCAA